UCCAUGCUGGUCGCAAACGAACUAUGUUGGUUUUCUCAUGGUGCGGCUCAAUUAUAGUUGAAAAGCUUGUGAAUCUCAUCAGUUAUUGCGCAAUAUAAUUAGACGGUAAAUGAAGCUAUUACAUUAAAAUAAUAUAUUUCAUUUCAUCAUGUAUUUCUAUAUUGUGCUGUAUUACGUAGGGUACUAAUCAAAAUAUAAAUCUAUAUGUAUCUUUUUAUUUAAGUGUGCGUGGCUUAUUUAUCUCAUGCGGAAGAAAAGUUGCCGAAUUUUCAAUUCAUGAUUUACUUCGUAUUGAGACCAGUAUGCAGAAAACGAUUCUAUCAAUACUUGACUGCUUGAUAGAGACAAGAGGUUCCACCGAUAGAUUGAGAGUAUAUUACGAUCUGCUGGAAUGUGACGAAGACGGACGGACACCAACAGAUAGCAACUUUAUUGAAAAGUCAAGAUCACCGCUUCAAGUUAUUGCGAAAAAGGGAAAUAAGAACAUUGUUUACCAUGACGCAGUAAGGUUGCUUAUAAGAAGAAAGUGGAAGCUGUAUGCUAAAAGGAGGUUUGAGUUUAAUUCCUUCCUGUAUAUUCUUGGGUUAUUUUGCAUCACCUACUCAGCUAUCGUGGCUGUUACGUCGCCUGACCCAGCUGUGUAUAAUGGUCCUCUGCAGAUAUCCAGGGCUGUAUUUGAAGUUUUAUCCCUUGUAAUGGUGGCGCAAAGUGUUUUUACAGAAAUUAAUCAACUUAGACGACACAAGCUUGAGUAUUUCCAAGAUCCAUUUAACUGGUUUGAUAUGUCGUCUGCAAUUUUGCUGAUUUGUGUGGUUCCUUUAAGAUUUACACAUAACAGUGCACAGUGGCAUGUGUUUGCAUUUGGAUAUUUAUCUUGGACAAUAAGGAUUUUCAAAUUCGCCGCUGUGUUUAGACAAACAGGUGCGUAUACUCAGAUAUUGGCAAGAAUUAUUGCCCAUGAUUUUAUCCAGUUUGGUGUCGUGUUUCUUGUCAUCCUUCUGGCCUUCAGUGGAUCAUUCUUCCUAUCUUUGAGGGGCGACGGAGAUCUAGAUACACAUAAUGAAACAAGCACCUUCUGGGGAAUAUUGUUUGUUGGCGUUCGGUCGUUGACAGAAGCUCAACCUGUGGUUGAUUAUACCGGAGAGGACGGAUAUGGUACUGUCAGUGUUAUAUUUAUGGUGUGCUUCCUGUUUACAUGUAUUGUCAUUCUACUGAAUAUUCUCAUUGCACAAUUGACUGAUACAUAUCAGAAGGUGCAACAAGAUGCGCAGAGAGGGUUAGAGGUCAAUAGAGCAUGGAUUGUUGCCAAAGUGGAGUUAAACAGUUUCUUCUUUGGGAAAUGUAUCAUCGGCUGUAAAUCAUACUUUCAUGUAUUUAAGGACUUUAGAACAUCACGAUAUGCGGAGUAUGAAGACAUAGAUGAUCUCAAAGACGUUCUAACAAAAUGGGAUUCUCCACCACUGAAUGAAAUGAACAAAUAUGUCAAAGACAUCUGGGACACCUUAGAUAACCACAAAAUGAACCUCCUUACCAUACAACAUAGGCUGGUUCGUCAAGAAAAUACUUUGCGAAAUAUACAAGAUCAGUUGCGUUGCCUAGUUGCUAUGAACACAACAGGGUUAUGUGAUACACCAGACGCAGGUUUUCAAUCUUCUCAGAGACCGAAAUUCUAUCGCAGUAAUACAGAACAAAAUGGUUCCAUUCAAACCGAAGACAUGAAUGAUACCAGUGCAAGGAGAAAACAUUUGCAUAAAGAAAAGAGCAUUUCACUUGACGAUGUUCAAGCUGUUCUUAACGGUAUAGAUAAAGACGACAGUGAACUAAAUAAAGCAGAUUCUACAGAAGCAGACGAGAAUAAUCAGUAGCAAGUGUUUAUGGUUACUGUGCCAAAA
Messenger RNA from Mercenaria mercenaria, 1892 nucleotides. RefSeq lists its product as uncharacterized. The record is from RefSeq and is a predicted model, not a curated record. The transcript has 10 exons. Gene Ontology annotation, cellular component: membrane. Gene Ontology annotation, molecular function: calcium channel activity. NCBI's taxonomy places the organism in Eukaryota, Metazoa, Mollusca, Bivalvia, Venerida, Veneridae. Bases 303 to 1865 code for a protein of 520 amino acids. Gene Ontology annotation, biological process: calcium ion import across plasma membrane.